Molecule: messenger RNA, 609 nt
Organism: Durusdinium trenchii
Lineage: Eukaryota; Dinophyceae; Suessiales; Symbiodiniaceae
Source: the annotation of a GenBank genome assembly
AUGUGCUUGCUUAGCCUUGAAACAAUGCUCGAUCUGGAGAACGACAACUUACGGAGUUCGUUGCAAGAUCAAUGCUCUUUAUGUUUCAGGAAAUUUAGCUGUCCACACUCAAUAGUUCCACCUUGCGAACAUGUUUUGUUUGAUCCUUCCGAUUGUGCGCAUUGCAAAAGAUUGAAACAGCUGGCUCAGUGUAUUUUUCAGGAUCACAUUUUCCAACUUUGCACCAUGGCUCGUCGUGGACGCAGCUUGGUUUUGAGCCUAUGCCUGGGCGCUGCCGCACUCCUGAUGUGCUGGCAGCUGGUGUCGCCUGCCUUCCUGCAGCCCAAGCAGAACAACAGGGGCUUGGAAGCUGCUGCUCCUGCUGCGCUGGGUGCAUUGGCCUCCAUGGCAGGAACCAUGCCAGCGGAGGCAUUGAAGGGUCCGCUUACCGGCAGUGACCUGUGCACCAAGCCCCUGAUCUACUUGAUCUACCCAUUGUGCGACCCGCUCUUCUUGGUGUGCCCGCUCUACAACUUCCCUCUGGUCUUGGGUUUCUUCGCUGCGUUGGUCACCGUCAUCAACCUGAUUCUGCCUGAGACACAGCCGGAUGAGGAUCUUCGCGUUGGUUAG